CACUGCUUGGCGAUAUGCUGCGGCGAGUGCAGUCGUGCCGUCGUCCUACUGCCACUGACAGUACUGUGCUAAUAGUUCUACGGUUAGUGCUAGGGCUAGGGCUAGUGUUGCCAAGGCUGCUGAGCGUGUCCUGUCAUCAUGGUCAUUGGCAUUGGGAUCGUCGUGACUUGUUUUCUUUGCUUUUGGUUCGUACGAAAGUCUCAGCUAGCAGCGUGUUACGACCAGCAGACCUGGCGAAGCGUUUAGUGGUUUCCUUCCCGGAGCGGCACGCACUAUCACUUGCAACGCCGGCAGACCAAUAGGGUCGCUUGCUACCUAGCGGCUAAGCCAAAUCUAGAGUUUUUAGUUGGUUUGAGGUUGCCAGUAGAACAUAUUUCGUGCGUGCAUGCACUCGUUGCUACGUUUAGGUUCUUGCCAGCCAACUCAGAGCCGCACCAAGCGCAACCUUUUCGAGGAGCGGUGGAGUCGCUCCAUCGAAAACAACGAGCACAAACUUGUAAGUAAACUGCUGUUGCUGUCGUCUUGUCCGAGGUAGAUCUACGCCGUGUUGUCUGUGGACACCACUCACCAGUGCCGGCCCCGUGCCAGUGCAGUACUUAGCUUUGAGGUGUCCUGCUGACUCUCGGCUGUGUUACCGUGCGCCAGACUCAGAGAAGUGUCCGAGACCCCGCGUUGUGCAUGCAGGGCAGGUUGGUUUCGCUCCAUUGCGCCCUGACCGAGAACGCUGAGCACACCUUUCUGGCCGUGCCUCCACUGCUCCAGCCGUCCAACGCAUUACGUGCAGGAUAGCACUCCCACUUCUAGUGUCGGAGACGGAGUGGACAUGAACGGACUGGCUUGUCUGUGAUGCUGCUGACGGCUGAUGGUGUAAUAAUUAGUGUUGUACUCAUUGAAUUGCCAGUGGUGUCCAGUUGAACAGCACCUGUUCAGGCAAUACGUAUGUACGUAUGUACAGACAGUACAUGCGGACUGUGGACUGUGUAGUCCCACUGAUCAUACUGUUACCACUAAGCUAGUAGUAGUACAAGCAAACAAGGCAGGGACAAGGCAGGGAGUAACUGAACAGUCACUGGUAUCACUGGCACUGAGUCACGCAGUCCUAAUGCCAUCGUGCCUGUGAGUACAAGGACAGUGUACCAUCGCUCACUGACAGAAACACAGAAGCGGAAAUCAGCACCAUCACCUUGCUGAGUAGUGUGUGAAUACAGCCAGUACUCAGUAGGUGAUUGUAUGAGAGUAUAGGUGUAGGGCAACGACGGGUGACGGUGGUGUCACGGGUAGUGGUCAGUAUAGCUGUACCAUAGCCAGCUUGAAGCCCUGUAGGCUGUAUCCGCAGGUGCUGGCGCUGGUGUUGCCCACGCAUACUUUCAUCUAACACUGAGUGUUGAGGUAGACGUGAGGGACACUGCAGGCUGUGCACGUGUGUGUAUGCCCUCUCUCUGCGCUCAGCACACACUCAGCAGUGUAUGUGUACAUGUAUAUCUGCUACAAGUAGGCGUGGCCAGCAGCAUAACAACUGCCGGCGCUCAUCUCUAGCAGGAGUCUUAAACACUGCUGCUACGCUGAGACAGUCGGAUAGUUCGGUCUCUCCGGCUCCUAGUCUCUCCUGCCCCCCCCCCCCCCCCCCCCCCCGUUCACUGUCAUAACAUGAUGUGUUGGCGCCUGUGAGCUGGUAGUAAUCAUCAACGGUCUAGGCUGGAGUACCUGCAUACUUACACUUCUAGCACUGGCAUCUGUACGGUAUCCGCUGAAGGCACGGAGUGAUGGAGAACUAUGAGAACCUUGGCCUUGUGGGAGAAGGCUCCUACGGUAUGGUGAUGAAAUGCCGGCACAAGCGAACCUCCCAGCUAGUCGCCAUCAAGAAGUUCAUCGAGAGUGAAGACGACCGGCAGGUGAAGAAGAUCGCCUUGCGUGAAGUGCGCAUGCUGAAGCAACUGCACCAUGAGAAUCUCGUCAAUCUCAUCGAGGUGUUCCGUCGCAAGAAGCGCCUGUUCCUGGUGUUUGAGUUUGUCGACCACACGGUCCUGGACGACCUGGAGCGCUGCCCGAACGGCUUGGAUGCCACGACGGUGAAGUGCUGCCUGUGGCAAGUGCUGAAGGGCAUUGACUUCUGCCAUUCACAUGCGAUAAUUCACAGGGAUAUAAAGCCGGAAAAUAUACUGGUGUCCAAGAAUGGUGUUGUCAAGCUGUGCGAUUUCGGUUUUGCCAGAAAGCUUGCUGGUCCUGGCGAAAUCUACACUGACUAUGUCGCAACUCGUUGGUAUCGAGCACCGGAACUACUCGUUGGGGACACCAAUUAUGGAAGAGCAGUAGACGUGUGGGCUGUGGGGUGCCUGGCUGCGGAGAUGAUGACGGGAGAGCCACUAUUCCCCGGCGACUCUGACAUUGACCAGCUCUACUUGAUUAUCAAAUGCCUUGGUAACCUUACCUCCCGCCAUCGCGAAAUCUUCAAUCGCAACGCCAUAUUCGCGGGAAUGCGGUUACCGGAAGUGCGUGCUCUGGAGCCCCUUGAGCGUCGCUAUCCUCGAUUGCCCAUUCCCAUGCUGGACUUGAUGAAGGGUUGUCUAAGAAUGGACACGACUGAGAGACCGUCUUGUGCCAAGCUACUGGAUCAUCACUAUUUCAGCAUGGACGGCUUCCAGGACAAGGUGCUGCAUGACCUGCAGGCGAGAAUACGAAAGGAGUUUGACGAGAAUCCGCUGCUGGUCGAGAUGGGCAUUGUGCCGCAGGGUGACAGCUUUAAGGGCCCAGGAAAGCAAGGUGAUGCUCCAGCCAGUAAGAAGGAGACAACAGGCGGCGGAGGCGGUGGCGGUGGUAGAAGCAAACGUGCUGCAGCAGCGGCAGUAGCAGGUGCCGGAGCAAUGGCGGCGGCAGCUGCUACGUCACAUGACACCUCAUCGAGCCUGCCGCCAACGCACGGGGCGUUUGCCGCAGCAGCAGCUGCGUCGUUCGAGUCACCACAGGUCCACCGAUCUCAUCAUGAUUCCGGUGCGGUAGCAGCCGCACCCGAAAAGAAGGUCAAAAAAGUGAAAAAGACGAAACACGGCAAGGAUAAGGAACGAGACAAGGAAAAGACAACAAAGGCAAAGUCUGAUGCCCGGCAGCCACUGGAUGACCGGCCAAGCAAGAAGCUCAUCUCGUCUGAAUUCUCCAUGGGCUCUAGCGGCUUGGGCAUGGGGGCUACUGGCGGCGGUAUGUCACUACCCGGAGGUAUUGCACAGCAGCAGCAGCAACAGCACUCCCAUCAGCAACUGCCGCCAGCACCUUUCCCCAACAAUCCCUUCAUGACUCACAACUCGCAUGGUCAGCCAACACAGACCGUGGUCGUACCACCGUUGCAGAGCUCAAUGAUGACGGCAAACAAAUCCAGAUUGUCUGGCAACCGAGCCGGUGAUGGUCGUAUUGACGUUGGCGACACGCAUCGCUUUCAGAUGAGCGGCUAUCCAUCAGCCAAGCGCCAGCCCAGCCUGACAUCGUCCUCUCCUGUGCCGGCGUAUAUGUCACAGGGCGAAACUAUCAUGACGCGAUCAUCCCAGGCGGCUGCAGCCUGCAACGCAAGUAUCGCCAGCACAGCGUCUGCUAAUGAUAUCAAUCUUGCUCUUCACGGAGAGUUUCCGCCCGACCCUGCCGGUGCGCUGCUGGGCUAUCAACGUCAGCUAGCUGGAGGUCCGCGAGGAGGACAUGGACCCCCCGGGGCAGGCGGCCGGACUACACCCAGUAGGGACAAGAUCAUCCUACCGCAGCUGUCUAAAGAUGAUAAACAUCGGCAUGGUGGCAGCGUCAACCAGCUUCACACAGUGGGCAGUGAGCAGCGUAUAGCCCUUGAUCCGGCUGCUGAUCCUUUCAAGUAUGGUGCUCCGUAUCGUGGACAGCCCCCUCCUGCAUCGCCGUCUCUCGGCUCCAGCAAUGGGAAAUUCAACUUCAUGUGACGGAAGUAGCAGCCGUGGACAGCAGGCCGUGUGCCUUCAUUGCAGUUGACAUAAGCACAGCGUACCCUCAGGGAGACCGACGAGCUUCAUUGCUGAUGGAUUGAACGUAUAGACAAUUAGACAUGCUUAUUUUCAAGGAGUGUGUCUGAUAAGAUAAGAAUUGAACUGUAGCAUUCGCCCCUUAGCCUGCAUUCUUACAACUCCCAUGAUUAUUUUCAAUCCGAAUACAGCCCAAGUAGCUUUCUUUCUUACCUGUAACUAUGCACCAUGCAUGCCACAUACAAUGUAUCUGCACUGCAGUCUGUGAAGCACUAUGCACAUGACUCAGCAGUCUGCAGUGAUAUGCUCACUCACUGUGUUACAUGCUUUGACUUGGACAGCGCUCGCCGUGAUCCGUCUGCUCCGUGUUUCCUGUGCUAGCUGAGUUCUAGGUGAGUUUUUUUUUCAGUCUUCUCCGCGCCAACUGUUCAGCCUGUCAUGGCGUGCGUGACCUACCAGCCAGGCAUGGCGUGCGUGACCUACCAGCCAGGCAUGGCGUGCGUGACCUACCAGCCAGGCAUGGCGUGCGUGACCUACCAGCCAGGCAUGGCGUGCGUGACCUAGCAGCCAGGCAUGGCGUGCGUGACCUACCAGCCAGGCAUGGCGUGCGUGACCUACCAGCCAGGCAUGGCGUGCGUGACCUACCAGCCAGGCAUGCAGCAGAUCUCACCGUACUGUGUGCUGUGUACCGGCUACGCGCACAGUGUCAAGAAUGACUUCUUUGAGUCGGCUUUACCACUUGAUUUUCUAUUGCUCAUGCCUGAAUUACCGAUCAUUGUAUGCAUAGCUAUGUACUAGUACUUGAUUUGAAUAAACAGUACGCACUGA
Molecule: messenger RNA, 4796 nt
Organism: Sycon ciliatum
Lineage: Eukaryota; Metazoa; Porifera; Calcarea; Leucosolenida; Sycettidae
Product: cyclin-dependent kinase-like 3
Exons: 12
Coding region: 1764-3929 (721 amino acids)
Biological process (GO): protein phosphorylation
Cellular component (GO): nucleus
Molecular function (GO): ATP binding; protein serine/threonine kinase activity
Source: RefSeq, a predicted model, not a curated record